This is a messenger RNA of Papilio machaon (common yellow swallowtail), 1831 nucleotides long. It is a transcript of the gene Pka-C1, whose product is annotated as cAMP-dependent protein kinase catalytic subunit 1. The record is from RefSeq and is a predicted model, not a curated record. Gene Ontology annotation, biological process: peptidyl-serine phosphorylation. Gene Ontology annotation, cellular component: nucleus; cAMP-dependent protein kinase complex. NCBI's taxonomy places the organism in Eukaryota, Metazoa, Arthropoda, Insecta, Lepidoptera, Papilionidae. The coding region runs from base 308 to 1369 and encodes 353 amino acids. Gene Ontology annotation, molecular function: ATP binding; cAMP-dependent protein kinase activity. The transcript has a single exon.
CUGUGAGCAAAUCGUUCGCUCGAUCUCGCUCUGUCGAUCGGGUCAGGUAGUGGAGGCCAUUUUCUUCUUGUGAAUGUAACAAAGUAUUUUUGAUUUUUUUGUUCAAAAGCAAUAGUGUAAAUGUGUGUCUGCAUUAAGUGGCUUUUGUGACGUGUGUUUGUGCUUAAAAAUAGAGGAUGUACGUGUUUCAAACGAAAUUGUGUUGACCUGCCCAUUUUUACACGGUCGCACAAGCAGGCAUCGAUUAGUGCAAGGCAGCCUCUAGUAUCGAGGAAUCGAGGCGUUGUAAUAGUUUUUUAAGUCCGCCAUGGGCAACAAUGCUGCCACCGCCAACAAGAAGGUGGACGCCGCCGAAAGCGUCAAAGAGUUCCUUGACCAGGCUAAGGAAGACUUCGAAGAAAAAUGGAAAAAGAACCCUACCAACACCGCCGGACUGAAUGAUUUCGAGCGAAUCAAAACGCUCGGUACGGGUUCCUUCGGCCGCGUCAUGAUAGUUCAACAUAAGCCCACGAAAGAAUAUUAUGCUAUGAAAAUUUUAGACAAACAGAAAGUAGUCAAAUUGAAACAGGUCGAGCAUACGUUAAACGAGAAGCGAAUCUUGCAGGCGAUCAAUUUCCCUUUCCUCGUAAGCCUUAAGUUCCAUUUCAAGGAUAACUCCAACCUAUAUAUGGUUUUAGAGUAUGUUCCAGGCGGAGAGAUGUUCUCCCAUUUGAGGAAAGUAGGUCGCUUUUCAGAGCCCCAUUCGAGAUUCUAUGCUGCACAAAUAGUGUUAGCAUUCGAAUAUCUACAUUACCUCGAUCUUAUAUACCGUGAUCUCAAGCCUGAGAAUUUGUUAAUCGACUCCCAGGGCUACCUGAAAGUGACCGACUUUGGUUUUGCUAAGAGAGUGAAGGGCCGCACAUGGACUCUGUGCGGCACCCCGGAGUACCUCGCGCCGGAAAUCAUUUUGUCCAAAGGCUACAACAAGGCCGUGGACUGGUGGGCGCUGGGUGUCCUCGUCUACGAGAUGGCGGCUGGUUACCCGCCGUUCUUCGCCGAUCAACCCAUACAAAUUUACGAGAAAAUUGUAUCAGGUAAGGUCCGCUUCCCGUCACACUUUGGUUCUGAUCUGAAAGAUCUCUUACGCAACCUUCUACAAGUAGAUUUGACAAAACGAUAUGGCAAUCUCAAAGCGGGUGUUAAUGACAUAAAAGGGCAUAAAUGGUUUGCUAGCACCGAUUGGAUAGCCGUUUUUCAGAAGAAGAUUGAAGCACCGUUCAUACCUCGCUGCAAAGGACCCGGCGACACUAGCAAUUUUGACGAUUACGAGGAGGAGGCAUUGCGUAUCUCAUCAACAGAGAAAUGUGCAAAAGAAUUUGCUGAAUUCUGAGCGAUUAAUUGGUGCCUGUAUGUGGACAGGCCCGAAAGAGAGCAUUCGGUAUUUAUGAAUGGUCCGUGAAUGUAGUCACAGCAGUGAAGUGUGCAUUCUAUUGAUGAUGGUCUUGGGUUGUUAUAGACGUUAAAUCGCCCCCAAGCUGUCACAUUCACAUAUAACUCGGAGUGCAAGCAACAUGAUAGGUGUACUGAUUUCUGAUAUUUUGGUGGAGUUUAUUUGCUUAGUGUCCUUUUAAGUCGAUAGAAGAGUAGAUAAGGAAUGGUAUUCCUUGUCUAUGUGAUCCCCACGAUGUUUGUACCAUGGUGUAAAAUGUGAUUUUGUGCACACAGUUCAAAAUAGUUUUUCAUUCAAUUGCUUACCAUAGUACUGAUAACUGAUAACAUACAUGUUUGUAUUUUUUGUAAAUUGUUCAAAAUUAUGCUAUGUUUGCUGAUGAGGUUUUUCUUCUUACUUUUA